GCCAUUCGUUGUCCUCGCCUAUGUUCUUGCAGGUACUUCCCCGCAGUGCGCCGUAUACCUUCAGCAGUCGCACGCCAUCACUCACAGCAGCAGCAGCAGCAGCAGCAGCAGCAGCAGCCGCAGCAGCUUCUUCGAGGUCCCCUAAAAUGUCCCAGGGCAAGAUGCAGUGGCCCGAGCUCGUGGGCUUGAGCGGGGAGGAGGCGAAGCAGAAGAUCGAGGCGGAGGGCGGCGGUCUUAAAGUGCAGGUUAUACCGCAGAAUUCGCCGGUCACGCGCGACUAUCGCUUGGACCGCGUGCGCGUGUUCGUGGACGAGCAGGGGGUCGUGUCUGAUACGCCGCGCACUGGAUGACAUGGCAGGCGCGGAAGGCGGAAUAUGCAUGCCAUCGUGCUGCUCCUGUCGUUUGUGUGACGAGCUUUAUGCACCAUCCUCCUCCUUUUUAGGGGUGGCGUCCGUCUGAGCUGUUCUCGAGGGCUCCUGUCGGUUUGGGAAGGGCUCUUCUGUCAGGGUUUCAAGAAUAUACGUCGCUUGUUGAGUGGUGCGCAUCCGUUUCAUCCCCCCUGCAUAAAUAGGAACCAUCAAUACCCCCACUAUUUGGAUCAGGUUGGGAGUUGGUACCACUAGAAUUUCAGACACCACCAACAUACCUGCUACUGCAGUACCCGUCAUGUUACUUUCCUGCCUUUUGCAAUGUCAGGCAUUUCAUAUGCUGAUGUGUCCCUUUUGAAGUGUACAUGUUUGUAAAAAUGCUACAGGCAUGUGCCCAUUCGCAAAUAGGAGAUUACUUCGAACAUUGGAGAUACAUUUCAA
Molecule: messenger RNA, 809 nt
Organism: Closterium sp. NIES-67
Lineage: Eukaryota; Viridiplantae; Streptophyta; Zygnematophyceae; Desmidiales; Closteriaceae
Source: the annotation of a GenBank genome assembly